Molecule: messenger RNA, 2263 nt
Organism: Drosophila biarmipes
Lineage: Eukaryota; Metazoa; Arthropoda; Insecta; Diptera; Drosophilidae
Product: hippocampus abundant transcript-like protein 1
Exons: 1
Coding region: 815-2149 (444 amino acids)
Biological process (GO): transmembrane transport
Cellular component (GO): membrane
Molecular function (GO): transmembrane transporter activity
Source: RefSeq, a predicted model, not a curated record
AAUUUCGGAUUAAGGGGAUCAUAUCCUGUGGAGUUUGGAAAAAGUCUAUUUCUUUAAAAAAUCACUUUGUUUUUAUACACAACAAAAUAGUGAAAAUAGAAUCAUAAAUUCUAAAGUUGUGUAAUAAUAAUUUUCAAUAUGUUUUCUUAACUACGGGUCAUGCUUUUUAAUUUUUUUAGUUCAGCCGUUCAACCCUGAAAGCCAUGGGAGAAUUUUUUUUACCGUAUUCUAACUUCUAAAGUUUUUAUUAUUUUUACUCAAAAAAGUUUUAAGAAUGUACAUAAAUACCCAAUACAUAAAUACACAAUACCCAUAUCCAAUGAUAUAAAUUCCCAAAAAACAAUUAGAAACCUGCUUUAACACGGGAUAACCCUCUUAUUUCCCGAUAUAAAUAUCUGAAUACAAUAUGAUCACUUGUGUAAACUCAAUAAAUGUUCGAUUCUUAUCGAUAGCUUUAAGAUUUCGAUAUAUUUGCUGGUAAAAAAUUGAAGAUGUAUAUUUUAAUCGCUUGUUGAAAAAAACUCCAAAAAAAAACUUAGAAACCUGCUUCAAAACGAGAUAACCCCCUUAAAAUAUUAAAAUAAAAUAUAAAUAUCUGAAUACAUGAUCCCUUGUGUAAACUCAAUAAAUGUUCGAUUCUUAUCGGUAGCUUUAAGUUUUCGAUGUAUUUGCUCGAAGUUAAGAGAUAGAUAUCGAAUCCCCUCUGAAAUAUAUUAGCUACGCUGGAAGACCAUAAAAAUAGUAAUUUUAGUUCAGCUGCAAUUCCAAGCUACUUAGGUCGCUGCACUUCCAGCUUAAUCCCCAGCAAAGAGAAAUGUUCAAGAUACUCGUAGCGCUCGCCUCGAUUUCGGGCGUUGGAAAGCCGAGUGUUUGUCACAUCCUGGUCGUGGUGUUCCUGGAAUACUUCGCCUGGGGACUGCUGACGAUGCCCAUGAUAGCCACUCUAAAGGAAACCUUCCCGGACCACACGUUCCUGAUGAACGGCUUGGUCAUGGGCGUCAAGGGAAUACUCUCCUUUCUGUCCGCCCCCCUGAUCGGGGCUUUGUCGGACAUCUACGGACGGAAGUUGCUACUGCUGAUAACAGUGAUCUUCACCUGCCUGCCGAUUCCCCUGAUGACGAUCGAUAACUUCUGGUUCUUUAUGAUCAGUUCGAUGAGUGGCGUUUUGGGCGUUAGCUUCUCGGUUGCCUUUGCCUAUGUGGCGGAUGUGGCCCCCAAGGAGGAGCGCUCCAGAUCCUAUGGACUGAUGUCGGCCACCUUUGCCGCCAGCCUGGUGAUCGCCCCCGCUUUGGGUAAUCUCAUCAUGGAUCUUUAUGGAAUUAACACUGUUGUACUUGUAGCCACUCUGGUCUCCACAACGAACGUGACAUUUGUACUGUUCGCAGUGCCCGAAAGUUUGCCCAGAAAAGUCAGAUCCACUGGCUUGAGCUGGAAGCAAGCGGAUCCUUUUGUGGGCAUACUAAGAGUUGCUUCCGACCCCAAUGUCCUGAUACUGUGCAUCGUGGUCUUUAUGUUCCUGCUUCCCGAAGCUGGGGAGUACUCCAGUGUACCGGCAUACCUUAAGCUGACGAUGGGAUUUGACUUUGUGGAACUGUCUACAUUGGUGGCUUUUAUGGCCAUUUUAAGCAUAACCAUCAACGUGACUCUGGGCUCCAUAGUUAGAGCCAUAGGCGCCAAGAGAGCGAUAGUACUGGGUCUGAUGCUGGAGCUGCUGCAAUUAACCCUUUACGCCGUCGGAGUGGAGAAGUGGCAGAUGUGGCUGGCUGGAAACGUGGCCGCCCUGGGCUCCAUCACCUUUCCGGCCGUAAGUGCCUACGUCUCCCUCUACACGGACGGCGAAAGUCAGGGAGCUGUUCAGGGCAUGAUCACGGGCAUGUCCGGAUUGUGCAAUGGACUUGGACCCGCCCUGUUCGGUAUCCUGUUCUACCUUUCCGACAUGGACUUGAGCGAGGAUCGCAUUUCUUUGGGGAGUUUGAGGAGAGAGCGCACUGUGGCCGCUCCCUUUAUGUUUGGCGCGAUCUAUGUGCUUGUGGGCCUUCUGUUGGUCUAUGUGUAUGUCCCAGACGAAAAGGACUCUAGGGGGAGGAAAGAGGAGUUCUCCGCCCUGAAGUAUACCAUCGAAAUGGAGGACGAGGUGCAGAGAUCUUAAUUUAAGGAAAGCUUCGAGAGGCGUACAUGUAUUAGUAACGCAAAAAUGUAAAAACCUUUUUUUAUGAACAUUUCCUAAUGAAAAACUUUUAAGAAUUAAAGUUCUUUGAACUUU